GAGGAGACUGCGGCGACUGCAGCGGCUGGUGGGAACCUGAUGUGGCAGAGGGGCCGCUGCUGCCAACAGGGAGCGGAGGGCCCGCGAGCCGAGUGCUGGACACACUGCCGCCAUCCUGUUUGCCUGUCCAGCAGCCCACUUGACACGCUCCUCUCCUAAGGAUCCUCCCUCCCAGCUCUAGCAAGCACCUGGCUCGUCGUCUGCUGGUCCUCCUUUGACACAGGCUCACCGCGGAGGCAGCAGCGAGGCAUGAAGACCCCGCUCGGAAAAGCAGCUGCAGGGCAGCGGUCCAGGACAGGCGCAGGACAUGCCAGUGUGUCUGUGACCGUGAUGAAAAGAAAGGCUGCACACAAGAAGCAUAGGAGCAGACCCACCUCCCAGCAUCAGAGGAGCAUCGUAGGCUGCAGAAUUCGGCACGGAUGGAAAGACGGAGAUGAACCUCUAACACAGUGGAAGGGAACCGUUCUGGAUCAGGUACCUGUAAAUCCCUCUCUGUAUCUUAUCAAAUAUGAUGGAUUUGACUGUGUUUAUGGAUUGGAACUUCACAGAGAUGAAAGAGUGUCAUCACUUGAAAUCCUUCCUAAUAGAGUUGCAUCAUCUAGAAUCAGUGAUACACACUUAACAGAAAUUAUGAUUGGCAAAGCAGUGGAACAUAUUUUUGAGACAGAGGAAGGUUCCAAAAAUGAAUGGAGGGGGAUGGUCUUAGCUCAGGCACCUGUCAUGAACACAUGGUUUUACAUUACCUAUGAGAAAGAUCCUGUAUUAUAUAUGUACCAGCUCUUAGAUGAUUAUAAAGACGGUGACCUACACAUCCUUCCAGAUUCCAAUGAUUCUCCUCUCGCAGAGAGGGAGCCAGGAGAAGUCAUAGACAGCCUAGUAGGCAAACAGGUGGAAUAUGCCAAGGAGGAUGGCUCCAAGAGAACUGGCAUGGUCAUUCAUCAGGUGGAAGCAAAACCCUCUGUGUACUUCAUCAAAUUUGAUGAUGAUUUCCAUAUCUAUGUCUAUGAUUUGGUAAAAACAUCUUAG
Molecule: messenger RNA, 1026 nt
Organism: Eubalaena glacialis (North Atlantic right whale)
Lineage: Eukaryota; Metazoa; Chordata; Mammalia; Artiodactyla; Balaenidae
Gene: SPIN3
Product: spindlin family member 3
Exons: 2
Coding region: 250-1026 (258 amino acids)
Biological process (GO): regulation of DNA-templated transcription; gamete generation
Cellular component (GO): cytosol; nucleoplasm
Source: RefSeq, a predicted model, not a curated record